Molecule: messenger RNA, 653 nt
Organism: Tripterygium wilfordii
Lineage: Eukaryota; Viridiplantae; Streptophyta; Magnoliopsida; Celastrales; Celastraceae
Product: stress-response A/B barrel domain-containing protein At5g22580-like
Exons: 2
Coding region: 73-402 (109 amino acids)
Source: RefSeq, a predicted model, not a curated record
GGUGGGCACUGGGCGAGCUUCUAUAUAAAGGGUUUAGGUUAACUCAUCUGGUUGUACAUUGGCGCAGAAGCAAUGGGAGAGUUCAAACACUUGGUGAUUGUCAAGUUUAAGGAAGAUGUAUUGGUAGAGGAUAUGAUGAAAGGAAUGGAGAAGCUGGUUUCAGAGAAUGAACUUGUCAAGUCCUUUGAAUGGGGACAGGAUGUGGAAGGGCCAGAGAUGCUUAGACAAGGAUUUACCCAUGCCUUCUUGAUGACAUAUGAAAAGAAGGAAGACUACACCGCAUUUCUCAGCCAUCCAUCUCAUGUUGAAUACUCAGCCACAUUUUCAGGAGCCAUAGACAAGAUCGUGGUUCUUGAUUUUCCAGUUAAUCAUGUCAAGCCUCCUGCCAAGCCCCCAGCAUAAUCCAUGUGAUAAUCCAUUAGUUAUGAUGAUCAUGAAUAUGAAUAAUAACGAACCCAAUGAAAUAUGAUGUGUAUGUUGUGGUUGAGUUUGUGCAUAAUGUGUGUUUGCCUCCACAGUUGUUGGCAUGCAUGUUCAUCUGCUUUUUCUUUCUUUGUUUUUCCCGGGUGCAAGUUCAUCAGCUAUUGUAUUUUACAAAUGCACUAUUGUCAUAUUGAACGUGAAUGAAAUAGACAGGUAGCUUGAUUGUGGAC